Jatropha curcas is the source of this 1807-nucleotide messenger RNA. RefSeq names its product protein JINGUBANG. Gene Ontology annotation, molecular function: protein binding. Lineage: Eukaryota; Viridiplantae; Streptophyta; Magnoliopsida; Malpighiales; Euphorbiaceae. The record is from RefSeq and is a predicted model, not a curated record.
AAUUACUUUGUUUUCUGUAUCCUUUUCUUUAACUUCCAUAAUCUCCUCUGUUUUCUCCAAUCACCUUUCAAUUUCUUGUCUGCCUUCAAACUUGGUCGUCGUGUGUGUGAAUUGAAAUGAGAGACGGAGGAGGAGGAGAUUGCACUAAAUUCGUUAACACAGGGAGCAGCAUGCCGAGAUCCAAAUUGAAUAGCAUUGCUCAUUCAGAUCCAAAUAUGUCUUCCACGUUUCAUGAUGAUGAUUUCAAUGUCCGUAACAGCAGCGCUUCCGCCAAUGCCCCUGGCUUUUUCGACCAGAAUCGGUUGAGCUGCGAAGGCUCUCCUAUGACCAUGUCACCAUGGAAUAAUACAACUCCUUAUAACAAAGCUCAAUGGACUCCUUUUGAGGAAAAUGCUCCUCAAAAUGGAUUAAUUGGCUCUCUCGUUCGCGAAGAAGGUCAUAUUUAUUCUUUGGCUGCAACUAAGGAUCUUCUUUAUACAGGUUCUGAUAGCAAGAACAUUCGUGUUUGGAAGAAUCUCAAAGAAUUUUCUGGAUUUAAAUCAAGCAGUGGAUUGGUCAAAGCAAUUAUUAUUGCUGGAGAAAAGAUUUUUACUGGUCAUCAAGACGGUAAGAUUCGUGUCUGGAAAGUUUCUCCGAAGAAUCCAAGCGUACAUAAACGCUCUGGAACUUUACCAACUCUAAAGGAUAUAUUCAAGAGCUCUAUCAAACCAAGCAAUUACGUCCAAGUUCGAAACCACCGUACUGCUCUCUGGAUCAAACAUUCUGAUGCAGUUUCAUGCUUGAGCUUUAAUGAAGACAAUACUCUUUUGUACUCUGCUUCUUGGGACCGUACCUUCAAAGUGUGGAGAGUCUCAGAUUCCAAAUGCCUUGAAUCUGUUAGCGCUCAUGACGAUGCCGUUAACUCUGUGGUUGCUAGUAGUGAAGCUAUGGUGUUUACAGGCUCAGCUGAUGGAACUGUAAAAGUGUGGAAAAGAGAACAGCAGGGUAAAAACACCAAGCAUAAUAUGGUUCAAACGUUACUUAAACAAGAGUGUGCGGUUACAGCUCUGGCCGUGAAUCCCUCCAAUACGGUUUUGUACUGUGGUUCCAGUGAUGGAGUGGUCAAUUUCUGGGAGCGCGAAAAGCAAUUGUCUCACGGUGGUGUUUUGAAGGGACACAAGCUUGCUGUUCUGUGCCUCGAUUCUGCAGGGAGUUUGGUGUUCAGCGGAUCAGCAGAUAAAACCAUCUGCGUGUGGAGGAGGGAUGGUAACAUCCACACGUGUCUGUCGGUGCUGACUGGGCACACUGGGCCCGUUAAAUGUUUGGCGGUGGAGGAGGAUCGUGAGCAAUCAAAGCCUGGCGAUCAACGAUGGGUUGUGUACAGUGGAAGCUUGGACAAGUCUGUGAAGGUUUGGAGUGUGUCUGAGUUGGCACCUGAUGCUAAUCAGAUGGCCGCGAUGCAACAGUCUUAUCAACAGAUGCCUGAUGGAGAAUCUGCGCCGUCCGAUGGAAGCAGCAAAGCUGCGAAGUGAUGCUCUCAACGCCGUUGGAUGAUUUUAAUGCCAAAGAGAACUGAGCAGGUGAUUUGCCCAGCUGAAAAGAGGGGGAAACAGGAUUUUUGUAUAUUCCCGUGGAUUUUGUGUGGCUAAUAUUUAAUUCGCUUGACUACUGCGAUUGUAAAUUUACGAGCUAAGUUUUUUUUUUUUUUUUUCCCCUAAUUGUGUUUUUGUUUUCCUUUUGUAAUUCCAUUCCAACUGAGAGAUCUUCAGGUGGGAAUGUAAUGCAAAGUGAUCUAAUAAAAAUUCUAUGCAUUUUCAAUAUAUAAUGA